ACCACAUGAAGCCGUGCUAUAAUUUUGCCGGUUUUCGGGUUCCACACAUGAGGUGAAGAAAUUUUAGCCUUAAUAUAUUUUCGUAAAUUAUUCACAUUACCCAAUAACUUUGAUAAUUGAAAUAUAGCUAAAUAGAUAAUAAAGUUAAAAAAUUAUAAAAUUAUAUUAAAAAAAAAAACAAAAUAGUUCGGAGGAAACUUUUUGAUUGAUGGCGCAACGUGAUUGAGCUGAUUAUGCGGUGGCGUAUAAAUACCCAAACUCCAUUGAACGAGAAAUUCAUCAGAUCCAAAAUUUAACUUCUUAUUUCUGCGAGGAAAUUUGCAUGAACUCCGGUUGAACUUGCGUAGAAUUGCAAAUCUUUUCUCUCAUUUUUCAUUGCAUUUACCAACACCAUUGACAGCGUUCUGAUCCGCCCAGAGUUUCCAGAUCAAGAGUAUUGGAGUUCAUAAUGUUCAGGUCAUCCCCUCGAAGGAAUCAGAGAUCCAAAGGCUUCAAGGUAAAACGUGCUUUACAAAUAUUUCUUUUGCUCGGGGUUUGCGUCUGGCUCGUUUACCAAGUUCAGCAUUCUCGCGGUAAGAAAGCUACUUUCGAUGAGAGCACAAAACGUGAUAAUGUUGUGAAACUAGGGAGAAAGGACCUCCAUCCUCGAGUCGAUGAAAACUUCAUGAGUGAUGAGAGCCAUAAAGAGGUCGAAGAAGACACCAGGAAUGAUCUGGAAAAGGGUGCGUCUGAAAGUGACAGUGAAGAAAAGGGUGGUGGGAAUGAUGAGUUUCAUGAUCAACAAGAAGUUCGGGAGGAAAGUGACAAUAAAGAUUUUGUGGUGGAUAUGGAGAAAGAGAGAGAGGAGAUCAGUGAGGUUAGCAAAGAGACAGAAAUUGAAGAGAACAAAGAUGCGGAAAACGAAAACAAAGGAAAUGAAGAGAUUAAAAAGGGAGAAACUGAUGAUAAGGAAAACGGGGAGACUGAAAAGAGUCAAAGUGAAGAGAUGGGUAGAAGGGGAGGAAGCGAAGAUAAUGGAAAUGAAGAAAGCAAAGAAAAGGAAAAUCCAGUAGAGAAUGGAAAUGAAGAAAGCAAAGAAAAGGAAAAUCCAGAAGAGAAUGGAAAUGAAGAGAGCAAAGGACAGGACAAUCGAGAGGAGAAUGGAAGGGAAGAAAGCAAAGGACAGGACAAUCAACAAGUGAAUGGAAACGAAGAAAGCAGAGAGCAGGAAAAUCAACAAGUGAAUGGAAACGAAGAAAGCAAAGAGCAGGAAAAUCAACAAGUGAAUGGAAACGAAGAAAGCAAAGAGCAGGAAAAUCAACAAGUGAAUGGAAACGAAGAAAGCAAAGAGCAGGAAAAUCAACAAGUGAAUGGAAACGAAGAAAGCAAAGAGCAGGAAAAUCAACAAGUGAAUGGAAACGAAGAAAGCAAAGGCCAGGAAAAUCAGGAAGUGAAUGGAAACGAAGAAAGCAAAGAGCAGGAAAAUCAAGAAGUGAGUGGAAAUGAAGAAAGCAAAGAGCAGGAAAAUCAAGAGGUGAAUGGAAAGGAAGAAAGCAAAGAGCAGGAAAAUCAAGAAGUGAAUGGAAACGAGGAAAGCAAACGCCAGGAAAAUCAAGAAGUGAAUGGAAACGAAGAAAACAAAGGCCAGGAAAAUCAAGAAGUGAAUGGAAACGAAGAAAGCAAAGGCCAGGAAAAUCAAGAAGUGAAUGGAAACGAAGAAAGCAAAGGCCAGGAAAAUCAACAAGUGAAUGGAAACGAAGAAAGCAAAGGCCAGGAAAAUCAACAAGUGAAUGGAAAGGAAGAAAGCAAAGAGCAGGAAAUUCAAGAAGUGAAUGGAAAGGAAGAAAACAAAGAACAGGAAAUUCAAGGAGUGAAUGGAAACGAAGAAAACAAAGAACAGGAAAUUCAAGGAGUGAAUGGAAACGAAGAAAACAAAGAACAGGAAAAUCAAGGAGUGAAUAGAAACGAAGAAAACAAAGAACAGGAAAAUCAAGGAGUGAAUGGAAACGAAGAAAACAAAGGCCAGGAAAAUCAAGAAGAGAAUGGAAAGGAAGAAGGCAAAUCGAAGGAGAAUCAAGAAGAGAAUGGAAAGGAAGAAAGCAAAAUGAAAGAAAACCAAGAAGAAAAUGAAGGUAAAGAUAAGGUAAAUGAGAUGCCGACAGAAGACAUCAAACAAAAUAAAAACGAGGAGAGAAGCCAGAGUAAAGAGAUUGAAACCGAAGACAAGAAUGGAGAAAACAAAGAAAAGGAAAAACAAGAAGAGAGGGGAAGUGAAGAGACUGAGAAAAAAGAAAGCAAUGAUGGAGGAGAUAGGGAGAAGGAGAAUGGUGCCAAUGAGAAGGAAGAGACCAAGGAGAAGUAUAGAGAGGAUGUUGAUGUAGAAACCAAAGAAGGCAGCAGUGAGACCAAGGAAGGUUCUAAGGGUACCAUGGGAGGCAAUGGUAGCGACAACAAGGAGAACAAUGAAAACGAUACAGACAAGCAAGAACAAAAGGAAGGUAAUAUUAAGGGUGUAGUUUCAGCUGAAGCACAGAUUCAAGAUGGGAGUGAGAGGAAUAAUGGCGAUGCAAGAGAAGCACAAUACAAAGGUGAUAAUGCUUCCAUUGCUGAAAAUGGGCAGGAUGGUUUUGCAAAAUUAAAUGAGGUAGAGUCCGUUGAAAAUAAAGAAAACCAUGAGUUUCAGCAUGAGGAUGCAAGGAAGAGUAGCGAAGCUGUUGGUUCUGAUAAAAAUGAGUCAGUCCAAAAUGAAAGUGAAGCUGGAAGUAAUGGAAACAACCAAUCUGAUGUACCAGACAAAGUGACGAAUAACAAUGAAGAGCAGCCAGUGUCCGAGUAUAAAGACCAGCACCAGGAUGAUUCGAUUGCUUCGAAUGAGAAAACUUCUGAUACAAUUACAACAAAUGAAACUGCAAACAACAUCAAUCUCGAUCAAGAUAAUUCAACUUCAAAGCAUAUCGCACUUGAAGAAAAAAAUAAUUUUAACACAUCUCUCAGCGGUGAACAAAAAGAUUCAAGUCCAUCAAAUUCAACUUCCUUUGAUAAUACAGAUACUUCAAAUGAAGAAUCCAAAGAGUCGAAUACUUCUGAGCCUGAUCAAUCAGAUCAUACGAGCCACGAUGAAUAUGAAAAUGCUGGUCAUAGCAACUCAAAUGAUGAUUCUUCUGGUCAAAAGAAUGACCAUGCUAAUGCUUCAGAUAUGUCGAACCCCCAAGAGAAUGAUGCAUCCUCAAACACUAUUGAAGGUACUGGUGCUGGGCAGAAUGACAAUGAGAACGUUGAUCAAAGCAAUGGAAACUAUAAUGAUCAGCCAAAAGAACAAUUUGAUUCUCACAAUGAGGGUAUCACAUUUUCUGACACGAACAACAGUGAGGAUAAGGUUAAUGCCGAAGAUUCUUCAGGAUUUUCUUUGCCUCAGGAAGAGAAGGAUGCUCGUACAGAUUUGGAUACCUUACCCGAGAGCAAAACGGAAGGGAAUAACAAGGAUGAAACAGCUACAGAGUGACAUCUUAUAUUCUCUCAUCUGGAUUUUUCGUCAUUUUGUUUGUUUUCUUUUUCAUAAGGAUCUUUUUUGUUUCUGGUUCUCUGCAGCAAUACGUCCUUUAAGUGAAUAUAUACACACACACGCAUAUGUCUCUUUUUUGGCUUUGCUGCUGGAAGAGUUUUGAAAGCUAGGAUGAUUUCUUUUUCGCAUUUGAUGCUUCAUAUUAGUUCAUGAGGUGGUCUUUUGUGCGUCAAAUUUAGUAUAUACAUUUUUAAUCUUCUUUAUCUUCCAUAAUGUUUGAUGGUAGACACCUAUCGAUAUCAGUUUUCUCCUGUCAUAUGCAUUUCUAUAUUUAAUA
Molecule: messenger RNA, 3818 nt
Organism: Cucurbita moschata (crookneck pumpkin)
Lineage: Eukaryota; Viridiplantae; Streptophyta; Magnoliopsida; Cucurbitales; Cucurbitaceae
Exons: 3
Coding region: 449-3481 (1010 amino acids)
Source: RefSeq, a predicted model, not a curated record